Molecule: messenger RNA, 3929 nt
Organism: Entelurus aequoreus (snake pipefish)
Lineage: Eukaryota; Metazoa; Chordata; Actinopteri; Syngnathiformes; Syngnathidae
Gene: herc3
Product: HECT and RLD domain containing E3 ubiquitin protein ligase 3
Exons: 24
Coding region: 361-3600 (1079 amino acids)
Molecular function (GO): ubiquitin-protein transferase activity
Source: RefSeq, a predicted model, not a curated record
GGUAAGUGGCAAAGAGUGCCCGCGCCUGUGAGUCAAGUAGAACCAUGUAGUAAAGUCGCCGUGCUGUCAUACACUGUUAGUAGCACCGUGGAGACCCCCUGUGUUAGUUUGUGUCGACGUCACGGUUGCAAAGGCUGCAAAAUUUAGUCUGCCAAAAAGUAAGCUAACAUUGCAAGGGCUGGUCCUAUGGCUUACUCGCCGUUACCUUUAUCUCCAGAAGUGGAAAAAGAAGAUUAUAGAGUGUCUCUACCGCUCAUUUUUGUUUUUCUGCACAGGAAUCCCCCCGAGAGGAGAAAGCGUGGCGACUCGCAAGCCUGAUUGUCGUCGUCGUUCACACCCGGUGCUCGACCCCUCGCCGUCAUGCUGUGCUGGGGUAACGCCAGAGAUGGCCAGUUGGGGAUGGGCGCGGACGGAGACCCGCUGACUGAGCCCACCAGCUGUCCGGCGUUCAGAGGCAUGGGGUUCAAAGAAGUGGCGUGCGGCGCGCGGCACUCGGUCUUCCUGCUGCAUGACGGGAGCGUGUACACGUGCGGCUCCAACAGCUGUGGGCAGCUGGGCCACGACAAAGCCGGCGCCUCCCCAGAGCUGGUGGGAUCUCUGGACGCCCAGAAGAUCGCCACGGUGUCGAGCGGCCGGGCCCAUUCCGUGGCGAUCAACGAGCAGGGCCAAGUGUUCACGUGGGGGGCCGGUGAAGGGGGUCAGCUCGGCCUGGGGACCGCAGAGGCAGCUGUUCGAGUGCCGAGGAUGGUGAAAAGGUUGUGUGACCACAGCAUUGCCCAAGUCAUGUGUGGUAACCAACACUGCAUUGCACUUUCUAGAGAUGGUCAGCUGUUCACCUGGGGCCAGAACACCAACGGUCAACUGGGUCUGGGCAAAGGCGAGUCCAGUAAGCUUUUCCCGCAGCCCUUGAAGUCUCUGGCGGGGAUUCCGUUAACGCAGAUCACCGCCGGAGGGGACCACAGCUUCGCGCUCUCCCUGUCUGGAGCCGUGUUCGGCUGGGGGAAGAACAGAGCGGGUCAACUGGGUCUCAAUGAUAAACAAGACCGAGCUGUUCCGUGCCACAUCAAGUUUCUGAGGUCUCAAAAAGUGGUUUACAUCAGCUGUGGCGAGGAGCACACAGCAGCCCUCACCAAGGAUGGCGGCUUGUUUACAUUUGGCGAAGGUUCGAGUGGUCAGCUGGGUCACGGCUCCAACAACAAUGAAUCUUUACCCCGACGGGUGCUGGAGCUGAUGGGCACGGAGGUAUCCCAGAUCACCUGUGGCAGUCACCACACGCUGGCAUUCGUGCCCUCCUCUGGUUUGGUGUAUGCAUUCGGUUGUAACCGCCAUGGUCAGCUGGGCACAGGAACUCAGGAUAAUGCCCAAAGCCCAUUUCCUGUCUCGACUGGCUUCCUGACCAGGACCGGACACAGAUCGGGUAAGACUAAAGACGCGCGACACCUCAUAUGGACGCAACUCAAAGCUCGUUUGAGCAUCACGCUCGAAAAGAAUGUUCUCCAUCUGUCUUCUCUAUGUGCAGUAACCAAAAUUAUCUGUGGAGGAGAACACAGUUUCCUAUUGUACUCUAAUCAGGAGAGUUCUGUGGCCCCGGAGGAUUUUCGAGUGACGAAUGUCAACAAAAGCCUCACCCGCAUCACGCAUGAAAGAAUAAAUUCCUGGAGGGUAAAACUGAUGUCUAACGCAGAUUCAGGCGCCAGAAACGACAUCAUAAUUCAACUGUCCUCCACUGCUUGUUGGAAUGGCAGCUUCUUGGACCAAAGCGAUGAUGCCCACUUCAAGACCAACCCAAAGAUUCCAGGCAUCGAUCUCAACUCUGUCAGGACGCUAUUUGAGGAGCUCAGCCAGCCGGCCUUUUCCGGACUCCUGGAGCAGGCCACCAAGAGUUUCGAGAGUCUGCUGAUCCCGCAGCUGCCGAGCUCCCCUCCCGACGUGGAAGCCAUGAGGAUCUACCUCAUCUUGUCCGAGUACCCGGCUCUGCAGGACUCCAAGUACUACAUCCGCCUCACCAUCCCUCUGGCCAUGGCCAUCCUACGGCUAGACACCAACCCCGGCAAAGUAUUGGAUAACUGGUGGUGCUUCGUGGAUGGCGGCGUGUUCGAGAGGAUGGUGGAUAUGUACAAGAGCAUCGUCGUGUUCAUGCUGGCCAUUGGCAAGAUGUGCCUUGUACCUUUGUUCUACGACAGCUACUUUCUCGCCACCCUAAGGCUGCUGGAGAAACUCCACAAGGUGAACCAGAAGGCCAAUCAUGUGGAGUACAGCCGCUUCUACAUCCACGACGUCAACAACCUGGUCGACAUGGAGGAGGACUACCUCAAGUGGUUUCUAAACAAGGCUGAAAAGGAACUGGGAUCGUCUUCUUCCAAUUCUCAACAGAUAGACUUCCCCUCAGUGAGCCUUUGUUCCUACCCGUUCAUUUUGAAUGCACAAGCCAAGACAACUAUGCUGCAAACAGACGCCGAGCUGCAAAUGCAGAUGGCAGUAAGCAACGCCAACAUCCACAACGUCUUGAGGGUGCUCACGCUGGAGCCCCAGCCAUUCAGGAACCUGUACCUGGUGCUGCAUGUGCGCAGGGAGCAUCUGGUCAGCGACACGCUGCGGGAGCUCACCAUGUAUUUUGAUGUGGACUUCAAGAAGCCGCUCAAGGUGACGUUUGACGGUGAGGAGGCUGUGGACGCGGGCGGCGUGACCAAAGAGUUUUUCCUGCUCCUGCUGAAGGAGCUGCUGGAUCCUGUUUACGGAAUGUUCACGCAGUAUUCAGAGUCCAACCUGCUGUGGUUCUCGGAUAAAUGUUUUGUGGAGCAGAACUGGUUUCACCUCAUCGGCAUCGUCUGCGGUCUGGCCAUCUACAACUCCACAGUGGUGGACCUCCACUUCCCUCUGGUCCUCUACAAGAAGCUGCUGGACGUGGCGCCCGUACUGGACGACCUGGAGGAGCUGUCGCCCACUGAGGCCCGGAGUCUUCAGCAACUUUUGGACUAUGAAGGAAGCGACGUGGAGGAGACUUUUCUUCUCAACUUUGCGAUCACCAGAGAGAACUACAGCGUGACGGAGGUGAAGGAGCUGAUCCCAGGAGGACAGCACGUCAGCGUGGACCAACACAACAGGAAGGAGUUUGUGGAGGCGUACCUCCGCUACGUGUUCUGCGACUCCGUCAGCGAUCAGUAUUCCGCUUUCGCUUCGGGCUUCCUGAAGGUGUGCGGAGGAGACGUGUUGUCGCUCUUCCAACCAUCCGAGCUGAUGGCCAUGGUGGUGGGCAACAACAACUACAACUGGGACGAGAUGGAAAAGAACGCCGAGUACAAAGGAGAAUAUUCAGCCGCUCAUCCCACCGUCAGAUUCUUCUGGGAGGUUUUUCACCAGUUCCCGGAGGAGAAGAAGAAGCAGUUUUUAUUGUUCCUGACGGGCAGCGACCGCAUUCCCAUCCACGGCAUGGCGAGCCUGAAGAUCGUCAUCCAGUCGACGGCGGCGGACGAGCAGCACCUGCCCGUGGCGCACACCUGCUACAACCUGCUGGACAUGCCGCGCUACCACACCAAAGACGUCCUGCGCCGCCGCCUCACUCAGGCCAUCGAGCAGUACGAGGGCUUCAGUCUCGUCUAGCGGCGGGGUCAAAGGUCAGACUUCCCGUUUGGCGCCCGCAUCAAAAAGGUCUACUCUUCUUCCAAGGGCCGUGCAAUUGUCAAAUCUGUUAUUUAACGUUCAAUAAUCAUCUUUCUUCACGCGUUUAGCAUCUUCUAUGUUACUCUGUGGCGUUCAAGUGGCUGUUGUUUUGCUGGGAUAUCUGAGCACUGUCGGGGUUUUGAGCGUUUGUUUGAAAAGCAAUGUAUUUUCUAUUCAUGACAUUCUAUUUUUCCUUAUUGUUUAUAUGUUACAAAUAUUUUAUUAAGCAGCUGUUUCUUUUUUUUGCACCUGAAUAAAAAACAAAACUA